GCGCCCGGCUGCGCACAAAAGCCCUUUGACGGGCCAGCCCCGGCUGCCGCGCCUGACCCCUGACCUGGGCCUGAGGAGCACAGAAGUUCACCCAUUCUGCUGUGUAGAGAAUGAAUUGGGUAAUGACAUGAGUACCAAGAGGACAACCAGUUGGGACACUAUUAUAGUAAAUCAGGACAGACCAUGAAGCUGAAGGAACUUGAGCGGCCAGCUGUCCAAGCAUGGAGCCCAGCCAGCCAGUACCCUGUGUAUCUGGCCACAGGAACAUCUGCCCAGCAGCUAGAUGCCUCCUUUAGCACAAAUGGCACAUUGGAAAUCUUUGAGGUUGAUUUCAGGGACCCUUCUCUGGACUUGAAAUGCAAGGGAGUCCUUUCUGCCUCAAGCAGGUUUCACAAGCUGAUCUGGGGGAGCUUUGGCAAUGGGCUUCUGGAAGGCUCCGGGGUUAUUGCAGGCGGCGGGGACAAUGGCAUGCUUACUCUAUACAAUGUGACCCACAUCCUGUCUUCGGGGAAGGAGCCUGUGAUUGUUCAGAGACAGAAGCACAUGGGGGCUGUCAGAGCCCUCGACUUUAAUCCUUUCCAGGGCAACCUCCUGGCCUCAGGGGCCAGUAACUCUGAAAUCUUCAUUUGGGAUUUGAAUAAUCUAAGUGUGCCAAUGACUCCAGGAUCCAAGUCACAGCAGCCCCCAGAGGACAUCAAGGCACUCUCUUGGAACCGGCAAGUCCAAUACAUUCUGUCUUCUGCUCACCCCAGUGGCAAGGCUGUUGUGUGGGAUCUCAGGAAGAAUGAGCCUAUCAUCAAAGUCAGUGAUCACAGCAACAGGAUGCACUGCUCAGGCCUGGCCUGGCACCCAGACAUAGCCACCCAGUUGGUACUGUGCUCAGAAGAUGAUUGUCUCCCGGUGAUUCAAUUGUGGGACUUGCGCUUUGCCUCGUCACCCCUGAAGGUGCUAGAGAGCCACAGCAGGGGGAUCUUGUCAGUGUCUUGGAGCCAGGCUGAUGCUGAACUGCUGCUCAGUAGUGCCAAGGACAACCAGGUCUUGUGCUGGAACCUGGGGAGCAGUGAGGUGGUAUAUAAACUACCCACACAGAGCAGCUGGUGCUUUGAUGUGCAGUGGUGCCCUCGGGACCCUCCAGUGUUCUCUGCUGCCUCCUUUGAUGGCUGGAUCAGUUUGUACUCUGUGAUGGGUAGGAGCUGGGAAGUCCAGCACAUGAGACAGGCUGACAAGAUCUCCUCUUCCUUCAGCAAAGGCCAGCCUCUCCCACCAUUGCAGGUACCAGAGCAGGUGGCCCAAGCAUCAUUGAUACCUCCCCUGAAAAAACCCCCCAAAUGGAUUAGAAGACCUGCAGGCGUUUCAUUUGCCUUUGGAGGUAAGCUGGUUACCUUUGGCCUCCGCAGCUCCCCUGCCCAUCAUGUGCCACAGCCUUGCCCCCGCCUAGUCUUCAUCAGUCAAGUCACCACAGAAUCCGAAUUGCUGAUGUGGUCAACUGAGCUGCAGAAGGCCCUGGAAUCUGGAAAUCUCCUGAGUUAUUGUCAGAACAAGAGCCAGCAAGCUUCUCUGCAAAGUGAAAAGAUGCUGUGGCAGUUCCUAAAGGUGACCUUAGAGCAAGACUCCAGAAUGAAAUUCCUAAAGCUUUUAGGAUACAGUAAAGAUGAGCUUCAGAAGAAGGUGGCCACAUGGUUGAAGAGUGACUUGGGGCUACGUGAGAGCCCUCAGCCCAAGGGAAAUGACCUCAACAGUAACACACAACAGGCCUUCUGCAGCCAGGCCUCCAAACACACCACAGAGGAAGCCUCUGCUUUCUCAACCUUCUUUGAUGAGCUGGUCCCUCAAAACAUGACUCCAUGGGAGAUCCCCAUCACAGAAGAUGCUGAUGGACUCCUGAGCCAGGCUCUCCUGCUUGGGGAAUUGGGCCCUGCUGUGGAGCUGUGUCUACAGAAAGAGCACUUUGCUGAUGCUAUCAUCCUCGCCCAGGCUGUGGGCACAGGUCUGCUGAAGCAAACACAGGAGCGCUACUUGGCCAAGAAAAAAACAAAGAUCUCCUCGCUUCUAGCCUGGGUUGUGCAAAAGAAUUGGAAGGACAUGGUGUGUACCUGUAGCCUGAAGAACUGGAGAGAGGCACUGGCCUUGCUACUGACAUACUCAAGCCCAGAGAAAUUCCCUGAGCUCUGUGACAUACUGGGAACUCGCAUGGAGCAGGAGGGCAGCAGGGCACUAACCUCCGAAGCCAGACUCUGUUACGUGUGCUCAGGCAGUGUGGAGCGGCUGGUAGAGUGUGGGGCAAAAUGCCACCAGGCUUUGUCCCCCAUGGCUCUGCAGGACCUGAUGGAGAAGGUGAUAGUCCUUAACAGGAGCUUGGAGCUACUGCAGGGUCCUGAUGGGGUGAGCCCAGGCCCUGCCACAACCUACAGGGUCACUCAGUAUGUCAACCUCCUGGCAUCCCAGGGCAGCCUGGCUGCUGCCAUGAGCUUUCUACCCAGUGACUGUGCUCAGCUACAAGUUCAGCAGCUGAAAGAUCGGCUUUUUCACGCCCAAGGUUCUGCUGUCUUGGGCCAGCAGCCUCCCCCUUUCCCCUUCCCUCUGAUUGUUGUGGGAGCUACCCCUCACUCUAAAGAGACGUCAUCUCACAGACUGGGAUCCCAGCCUUCUCACCAGGUUCCAACUCCAAGGCCAAGGGUUUUCAUACCUCAGUCAUCCCUAGUGAUGCCCUUGACGCCUUCCCAUCCUAACCUUCAUCAGGGCUCCAGAAUGCAGAAUAUAAGUGACUACAGGGUACCUGGGCCCCAGGAAGUUCAGCCUUUGCCUUUGGGCCCUGGGAUGAGGCCUGCUUUAUCUCAGCUGCAACUAUUAGGAGGGCAAAGAGCUCAAGCUCCUAACCCUGUGGGAUUUCUUGGAACAUGGCCUCUUCCUGGCCCCUCUCCACCCAUGGCAUCCCUUGACAUCAUGCAGCCUGGCCCUACCUCCCUGCCUGAAACUUCUAGACUGCUCUCUCUGCUUCCUGUGAGACCACUAGGUCCCAGUCCCAUGAGCUCCCAGCCCCCAGGCCCUCCUGCCAUCUUCUCUGCUGCAUACCCUCCUGGAGGGCCAGGUGCUCCGUGCUCUAGCACCCUCACAGCCACUGGCUUCUUGAUUUCCCAUCCAGCACCUCAAGAUUCCUGGAAAGAUGCUCCAGCCCCCAGGAGAAACCUACAGAGGAAAAAGCUGCCAGAGACAUUUAUGCCCCCAGCACCAAUUACUGCUCCAAUUAUGAGCCUCAGCCCUGAACCACGAAGGAUCCUUCCCUCACAGCCCCCUCUCUCCAGUAUGAGUCAUGCUCCCCCAGGAGCCCCAGGAGGACUCAGCCUGCAGCAACUUCAGCAAUUGCCACCUGAGAAGAUGGAAAGGAAAGAGCUGCCCCCAGAGCAUCAGUCCUUGAAGACCAGCUUUGAGGCACUUCUCCAGCGCUGUUCCUUGUCUGCAACUGACUUAAAGACAAAAAGGAAGCUGGAUGAGGCAGCUCAGCGUCUAGAAUAUCUGUAUGAGAAGAUCUGUGAGGGGACACUCUCGCCUCAUGUCCUGGCUGGGCUCCACGAGAUUGCCCGGUGUGUGGAUGCAGGAAGCUUUGAGCAGGGCCUCACAGUGCACGCGCAGGUGGCAGGCUGCAGCAGCUUCAGCGAAGUGUCCAGCUUCAUGCCCAUCCUGAAGGCUAUCCUCACCAUCGCACACAAGCUGCAGAUCUAAACCAGCCAGCCUCUGUUGCCAGGAGGCCACUUCUGCUGUUACUUAACUCCUCCUUGCAGAAAAGGGGAAUUUUGGAACAGAUUCUAUUGUUUUUCCCAAUCCUCUUCCCUUGCUGGCAGGUAUGUGAUGCUGUAGGCUUAGCUCCAAACAAACCAGUUGAGUGCCUGCUUUUUCCCCUUUAUUCCUGGCCUUCUAGGAUCUACCCAAGACUCUCUCAGCCCCAGAGGCAGAGCACAAAGUCAGUUCUUCACUUUCUAUAACACUGUACUCUGACAGGACCUGGGGCAGGAUAUCUUCUCCCCCUGGGAUAUUCUGUUUCAUUGGCCUGUGACAUAGUGAACAGGAUCAUUAUUUCCAAGUCUACCUCUGCUGUAACCUACCUUGUGGAUCUUUUGUUUUUUCCCUUCUGUGGUUAUGAGCCUGACCUUACCUUCUCCCUGCCUCUGACUUCAUAUUUUCAGGUCCAUAUUUCUCUGUGGCCCAGGAGCUGGGGUAGAGUUGACUGCUGUUUACCCUUUGAACAAGUCAUAAAUGUGAGGGAUGGGUACUGAGCAGAACCAAGAGAGGAAACUUUGGCCCUUUUUAAACAAAACUUUUCAUGUGCCAGCAUUAUUAAGGGUGGGCUAGGUUAGGUGGAAGGUGAAAUGGGUGAACUGCCUUGCUGGAAGCUGUCUUAGGCUAUUAGAGAGGAGCAGUGGGACCAGAGGCUAUGAGGAAAGGCCCUUGACUCCACUUAUGUUUGAGCGCUGGCCCAAGGCCCUAGACUAUUCAUUCUGUGAUUAUAAGCCCAGUUCUGGAAUAGGAACCAUAUUAACGAAGGUUUCUUUUCCAGCACUGCUCCUCAAGGGCUGGGGCACUUCGCCCCCUCAGCCACCGCAUGUCUCAGGGCUACCUUCUCUGGUUGUAUUUUCAUUUGAUGCAUCACAUUUGAUUCACAGAUAUACUUAAUGGUGCAAUAAAGCCACUUUGAUUUGGUUUCCUCA
This is a messenger RNA of Lemur catta (Ring-tailed lemur), 4703 nucleotides long. It is a transcript of the gene SEC31B, whose product is annotated as SEC31 homolog B, COPII coat complex component. Lineage: Eukaryota; Metazoa; Chordata; Mammalia; Primates; Lemuridae. Gene Ontology annotation, biological process: endoplasmic reticulum organization; intracellular protein transport; endoplasmic reticulum to Golgi vesicle-mediated transport. The transcript is spliced from 27 exons. Bases 184 to 3720 code for a protein of 1178 amino acids. Gene Ontology annotation, cellular component: endoplasmic reticulum exit site; COPII vesicle coat. The record is from RefSeq and is a predicted model, not a curated record. Gene Ontology annotation, molecular function: structural molecule activity; protein binding.